Messenger RNA from Daldinia caldariorum, 866 nucleotides. RefSeq lists its product as uncharacterized. The transcript is spliced from 2 exons. The coding region runs from base 564 to 773 and encodes 69 amino acids. Lineage: Eukaryota; Fungi; Ascomycota; Sordariomycetes; Xylariales; Hypoxylaceae. The record is from RefSeq and is a predicted model, not a curated record.
AAGCUUUCUUCUUUCUCGCACACCCCUCUCCAAAAUUAACUUACUCACUUUAGGUAUCGUACUUAACCCGUCCAGCCACGUAGUGAGCCGUAUCUGGCGCCCCGGUGCGCCGCAACAAAGUGGGCUUGCGUUAGGAACAAAAUCACUCACCGGCGCCGUUUUAUUAGUAUCAUCCUUAUUAUUACUGGAGACUAGGUAAUCCAACUUCCGAUCUUGCAGCUUGCUUAAAGGGGUCCUCCCAGCUAUUCCGUACCUAGGUAGCUCAAGUUACCACCGUAUCUAGCAGUCGAGGGCAAAAACCGGCAUUUCCGGUCGUUUCAUGAAGUAGUAUAUAUAGAGCCUCCUCGUCGCCUAACGUCUCGUUUUUCUUUUUUUCCCCAUCUCGAGUUGUUUUCAUCAAACCGCUUCCUCAAGACCAAUCUCCACUCUAAGCCUUCUAUUCUCAUUCUUCAUUAGCUCUUCUAAUAAGACCUCAGUCUACUACCAACGACUUACGAUAUAUAUAUAUACCCACUUAUACUUUAUAAAUCCAAUAACUCAUAAUAUCCAUCAUCACCAUCACCAUGCCUGCCGUAGAUAUCAAGCAGAUCGUCGAGAGCAAGCCUCUCAGCUUCACCAUCAAGACCGGAAACGGCAAAUGGAAGUGCCAGCUUCACAGCGACAGAGCCUCAUAUGAGCGCUCGCGCAGCUCGAAGGCGCCUAGUAUCUCCCGCACCAACUCCGACGCAUCUACGUCGUCGAGCAGCUCGGCCGCGAGCACCUCGUCGCACUAAGCGAGGCAAACACAAAACACGGAAAUAUCUCCCCGUCGAGGAGGACCCUGUCGCCGCGUUUCUUCUUUUUUUUUUUUUAAAAAAAAAAAAAAA